CGUUCUUCUUAUCCUCCCAGUCCCUUCAGUUUGGCCAGUAAAGCCACGCCACACUCCUCUAACUCCAGAUCCUUUUACUCCCGUUUAUUCCCACUUUUUCACCGCACCCCAAACAACUGGCUCGGAACCAACCAUCCCUUGUCUGCUAAGUCUCCCUCCAGCCUGGUUUCAGUCCUCCCAGCCGGCCGCUAAGCUCGGCUCCUCUUCGUCCAUCUCCAGUUAGGUCAUGCCAGGAGGUGAGGAGGAAGCUAAGAGUGCUGCCCGGACACAGGAAGGGGAAGUCCUCAUUACUGAAGCCCUUAUCACCAAGAGGAACCUGACCUUCCCUGCGGAUGAAGACCUGUCAGAAAAGAUGUGCGUGGGGAAAAAGAUUUCAUUCCCUUGAUGAACUGGAGACCGUCCGCCUGGAUCGGGAAGGGAUUACUUCUAUUGGAAAUUUAGAGGGCCUCCGGAAUAUUCACAGCCUCUACCUGCAGUCGAAUAAGAUCCAGAGAAUUGAGAACUUGUCAUGCAUCACCUCCCUGCGCUUCCUGUCUCUGGCAGGAAACCAAAUCAGGCAGGUGGAAAAUCUCCUUGACCUCCAGUAUCUCCAGUUUCUGGACCUUUCUGAGAACCUGAUAGAAAUGCUAAAGCUAGAUGAGCUCCCUCAGAGCCUUCUCAUCCUCAACUUGUGUGGAAACCCCUGCACCAACAAGAAUGGCUACAGGAAGAUGGUGAUAGGAGCCCUGCCAUUGCUCUUGGACCUGGAUAAGCAGCCUAUAUUGGAGCGCUGGACGUCAGAUGAAGAGGAUAAAUCCUCAGAUGAGGAGGAGGAAUUUCCGGAGAUGAAUGGCCCGUUCUGUGCAGAGCGAGGGUUCUUCAAGGACUUGGAGCAGGAACUACAGCAACAUCAGGGACGAAGGCAGCAGGCGGCCCUGGCAGAGCACUCAUCAAGGAUGGAGACACAGCCAGUCCUCACUGAGCUGCCAGCCCUCACUGAGCUGCCCCUCCUGCCCCCAGUGCCCAUGGCCGGGGACAGCAACCCUGUUGUCCCUGCAGAGCCUGAGAAGGAGUCAGUCCCUAAGGCCACCUCCUCAACCCGGACCACCACUUCUACCAAGAAACCAGUUCCCACAAGCCAAAAAAGCUCUGUCCGGGCAAGGAAGGAGGCUCCGGCAGCCACAGCCCCCAGCACGUCAAAAACUACAACCAAAAGAAGCACAAAGUAGCACACAGCCUCUGCCGGCUUGCCCUCCUCCUCAGGCCUCUCACUUGUGGCAGGGGCCCCACCCCCUAAUAAAGUAUCUUUGCACUUGG
Messenger RNA from Mesocricetus auratus (golden hamster), 1296 nucleotides. RefSeq names its product leucine rich repeat containing 46 (gene Lrrc46). Lineage: Eukaryota; Metazoa; Chordata; Mammalia; Rodentia; Cricetidae. Bases 333 to 1208 code for a protein of 291 amino acids. Gene Ontology annotation, molecular function: protein binding. The record is from RefSeq and is a predicted model, not a curated record. The transcript is spliced from 8 exons.